CAGGCCUGCCAUCGGCUCCCCGCGUGCAGGUCCGCGGGGAGGGCGGGCCUGCCGGAAGGCCCACCCCGGGGCGUUCCUGCAGGGCGCCUCGGGCCGUCCCAGCGCGCACCCCCCUCCCCCGCCAGCGCCCCCCAGAUGUACUAUGCGGUUUCCCAGGCGCGCGUGAACGCGGCCCCCGCGACCAUGCUGCGGCCCCAGCGGCCCGGAGACGCGCCGCUCGGGCCGUCCCUGUACGAGCUGGUGGGCUACCGCCCUUCGUCGUCCUCCUCGACCUCCGCCGCCUCCUCCACGACGGCCCCGAUCUUCCCCAAGGCGGCUCGCGAGACGUCGGAGACGGCCGCCGAGUCGCCGGGCGCGGGCGGCGGCCCCCGAGCCGACGCCAAGGACGCGCAACAGCAGCAGCUGCGGCGCAAGAUCAACAGCCGCGAGCGCAAGCGCAUGCAGGACCUCAACCUGGCCAUGGACGCGCUGCGCGAGGUCAUCCUGCCCUACUCGGCCGCGCACUGCCAGGGCGCGCCGGGCCGCAAGCUCUCCAAGAUCGCCACGCUGCUGCUGGCCCGCAACUACAUCCUGCUGCUGGGCAGCUCGCUGCAGGAGCUGCGCCGCGCGCUGGGCGAGGGCGCCGGGCCCGCAGCGCCGCGCCUGCUGCUGGCCGGCCUGCCCCUGCUCGCCGCCGCGCCGGGUUCCGUGCUGCUGGCGCCCGGCGCCGUGGGGCCGCCCGACGCGCUGCGCCCCGCCAAGUACGUGUCGCUGGCGCUCGACGAGCCUCCGUGCGGCCAGUUCGCGCUCCCGGGCGGCGGCGGCGGCGCAGCGGGCAGCGGCGCAGGCGGCCCGGGCCUCUGCACUUGUGCCGUCUGCAAGUUCCCGCACCUCGUCCCCACCGGCCUGGGCCUGGCGGCCGUGCCCGCGUCCUUCUCCAAGUGAGCACCGAGGGAGCACCAAGCCUGGGCACAGCGGCCGCUCAGCGCUCAGCAGCUCCGCGUCCUGGGCCACCCGGGAGAGGUGUGUGUGUGUGUGUGUGUGUGUGUGUGUGUGUGUGUGUGUAAGUGUAAUGGGGGGAGUGGGGGACCCCCUCCAGAUGUGCAUUUGGAACCUUCUCUCCCCAAAGAAAGGACAGUCUGGCACCGCUUUCCCCGACGCCAAUCCGGGGAAGUGAGCCUAGCGCCGUUUGGGGGUCCCUGGAUGGAUUCCAGCUGCGCCGGGCAGCAAGGGCGCGCUCCCACCCCCACACCCCACACUCACCCGACGCGAGGGUCUCCAGGGGUCCCGGACGGUUUCCCUUUCCCGGGGGAGAGCGGAUUUUACCCCUCCCGCGUGCAGCGCGCUCCGAGAGCCGUCUGGGCGCAGAGGGCUGGGCCCGGGGAUACGGGAUGAUCGGAUGCUCUGCUUAGGCUCACGUUGUCCGGGACGGACAGACAAACUCGAGGACAGUCCCAGCCAGGGCCCCGGGCAGGCCGGCUCAGCCGAGGGCUGGAGAGCAAAGUUUGGAGCGUGGAAGUUGUUGAUGGAUUUCUGGGACGAUGAACUCGGAAGCGCUGAGAUCGAUGGUGUAGAGACCCCGU
Molecule: messenger RNA, 1562 nt
Organism: Sorex fumeus (smoky shrew)
Lineage: Eukaryota; Metazoa; Chordata; Mammalia; Eulipotyphla; Soricidae
Gene: OLIG1
Product: oligodendrocyte transcription factor 1
Exons: 1
Coding region: 136-924 (262 amino acids)
Molecular function (GO): protein dimerization activity
Source: RefSeq, a predicted model, not a curated record